Molecule: messenger RNA, 8649 nt
Organism: Gambusia affinis (western mosquitofish)
Lineage: Eukaryota; Metazoa; Chordata; Actinopteri; Cyprinodontiformes; Poeciliidae
Gene: exoc6
Product: exocyst complex component 6
Exons: 26
Coding region: 210-2663 (817 amino acids)
Biological process (GO): exocytosis; intracellular protein transport; Golgi to plasma membrane transport
Cellular component (GO): membrane; exocyst
Source: RefSeq, a predicted model, not a curated record
GACAGGGUUCAUGCAGCUCUACCCGACCCACCAAGUCAAAUCGAAGAAGACAAAGUGGAGGAGAAGGCCUUUGGAAAUUUUUUUGCUGAGUUAGAAUCUGUGGAGUUGCCUCCAGGAACUGCUUUAAGAGCUCCCCCCAGAGGCCGGAGCUCAGUCGGACUUCUCUGUGGAGAUGCAGUCAAAACUGUAAUACACUGUACAUAACAAUCAUGGCGGACAAUGAAACCCUGGAGUGUGUAACGGAGCAUGAGCGGAUACUGCAGGAAAUUGAGAGCACCGACACGGCUUGUGUCGGUCCGACUCUCCGGUCCAUUUAUGAUGACCAGCCCAAUGCUCACAAACGGUUUAUGGAGAAACUGGACGCCAGGAUAAGGAACCAUGACCGUGAGAUUGAAAAGAUGUGUAAUUUCCACCAUCAAGGCUUUGUGGAUGCCAUAACUGAACUUCUUAAAGUGCGUGCUGAUGCAGAGAAACUGAUGGGUCAAGUGACGGACACUAACAGGAGACUACAGGAUGCAGGGAGAGAUGUAACAGCUCAGACAGAGGAAGUGAUUCGCUGUCGGAUCCAGCAGAGGAACAUGGCCACCACAGUGGAGAAGCUUCAGCUCUGUAUACCAGUGCUUGAAAUGUACAGCAAACUGAAGGAGCAACUGGAUUCAAAAAGAUAUUAUGCUGCUCUGAAAACCAUGGAGCAGCUGGAGAAGGUGUAUAUUCCAAGGGUUAGUCAGUACAGGUUCUGCCAGAUCAUGGCAGAAAAUCUGCCCAGACUGAGGGAGGAAAUCAAAGAGAUCUCAAUGUCAGACCUCAAGGACUUCCUGGAAAGCAUCCGGAAGCAUUCCGACAAGGUUGGAGAGACGGCGAUGAGACAGGCGCAGCAGCACAGGACCUUCAACAGUGCUGUGGCAAAGCAGGUCCACACAGGACACUACAGCAAGCCUGUGUAUUCUCUGAGCGGACGCAUACACACACACAUCUCCAACGGCCUGCUGACCCAUGACAACCCUGGAGACGAGGAGGAAGCAGAUGAAGAGGUUCUUACAGCUCAGGACCUGGUGGAUUUCUCCCCUGUCUACAGAUGUCUACAUAUAUACACUGUGUUGGGUGACAGAGAAACAUUUGAGAACUACUACAGGAAGCAGAGGAAGAAACAGGCCCGCCUAGUGUUGCAGCCACAGGCUAACAUGCAUGAGACUGUAGAAGGCUACAGACGAUACUUUAAUCAGAUUGUGGGGUUCUUUGUAGUGGAGGACCACAUCCUUCACGCCACCAGGGGGCUGGUCACCAGAGCGUUCACCGAUGAACUGUGGAACAUGGCUCUGUCCAAGAUCAUCGCUGUGCUCCGCACACACUCUUCCUACUGUGAUGACCCAGACCUGGUUUUGGAGCUGAAGAAUCUCAUAGUCAUCUGCGCUGACACACUGCAGGGUUACGGUUUCCCAGUGAACCGACUCUUUGACCUGCUAUUCGAGGUCCGAGACCAAUACAAUGAAACACUGCUGAAAAAAUGGGCUGUGGUUUUCAGAGAGAUCUUUGAGUCAGACAACUACAGCCCUAUCCCAGUGGAAACAGAGGAGGAGUAUAAACUGGUGACCAGUCGCUUUCCCUUUCAUGAUCCUGAGAUUGAAAAGCAGGACUUCCCUAAGAAGCUGCCGAUGUCCCAGUCUGUCCCUCAGAUCUACACACAGGUCAAAGAGUUCAUUUAUGCCAGCCUCAAGUUCUCAGAGUCCCUGCACCGCAGUUCAACAGAGAUCGACGACAGGCUGCGAAAGUCAACCAACCUGCUGCUGACCAGAACUCUGAGCAGCUGCUUGCAAAACCUCAUCAAGAAACCACACAUAGGAUUGACUGAGCUGGUGCAGAUCAUUAUAAACACCACUCACCUGGAACAGGCCUGUAAAUACCUGGAGGAGUUCAUAACCAACAUCACCAACGUUUCACCCGAAACAGUUCACACCACAAGACUCUAUGGCUUAUCCACAUUUAAGGACGCUCGCCAUGCUGCAGAGGGAGAGAUUUACACCAAGCUAAACCAGAAGAUUGAUGAGUUCAUUCAGCUGGCAGACUAUGAGUGGAGCAUGGCAGAGUCUGAUGGCCGCGCCUCAGGAUACCUCAUGGACCUGAUCAACUUCCUUCGCUCUACUUUUCAGGUCUUCACACAUCUUCCGAAUAACAACAAUGACCAUGCAUCAAUGUCGGGGAAAGUGGCCCAGACAGCGUGCAUGUCAGCUUGUAAGCAUCUGUCCACGUCGCUCAUGCAGAUGCUUCUGGAUACAGAACUCAAGCAGAUCAGUAUGGGAGCCAUCCAGCAGUUCAACCUGGAUGUCAUGCAGUGUGAAUUGUUUGCCAGUUCAGAGCCAGUGCCCGGCUUUCAAGGUGACACACUCCAGCUGGCCUUCAUCGACUUACGACAGCUCCUGGACCUGUUCAUGGUAUGGGACUGGUCAACUUACCUGGCCGACUAUGGUCAGCCAAACUCCAAGUACCUGAGAGUGAACCCAGCCACUGCGUUGGCUCUGCUUGAGAAAGUCUACCGGGGAAUGAAAGACACCAACAAGAAGAACAACAUCUUCUCUCAGUUCAGGAAGAACGACAGAGACAAGCAGAAACUGAUCGAGACUGUGGUCAAACAACUGAGGAGUCUCGUCAAUGGCAUGUCCUCCUAGAAUAAUGCAUACAUGUUAUUUGUAUGUGCAAUAACCAGAUAAGAUGAGUGAAACAUGCAUGCAUUCACAUGCACACAUAAAAAACAAAGCGCCCUGAACAAUAUUGGUUUAAUACACCACAGAGCAAACCCAUGCAGAGGAUCAUAUUCAACAUACAAACAGCUGAGUUCUCAUACUUACUGGGCGCACUUACUCAGCUGAAGGCUCAGCAUUACACUGUAUGUAAAAAGCCUGCAGGGAACCCCCUGCCAGCAAACAUGACAUCAUUUCCUGCCUCUGACUUCAAACCUGUCAGAGGAUUUCUGCUAAGUUCUGCACACACUCCAAACUAUUUACUGAACCCUCUGAGGCCUGCAGAGAAACGAUCUGUCAGCGGCUCAUUGGAGAUAAACUGUUUUGUAAAUUUUUUUAAACUGGAAUGACUGGAGACGUAAACUGAGAGUAGGAAGUACAGGAAGUGACAAAGUAUUGGGGCAACGGACCCAAAGGUCCAAACGUACAUACACUCAGCAAGAACAUCAAGUUUGGCGCCAGGUUUUUCUUCAGUUGGUGUUUGUUUUCCUGCACUUUAUUCUGAAGAAUAAUAGAUCUUGUUAAUCUGAGACAACAACGUCAUUUACUGAUCCACAGAUUCAUUUCAGACUCCUAAAAGUAAUAACUGUGUGAAGGCAACAUUUCAGACCCAGUAACAUCUAAUUCUGUUCAUGUCUCAUUAUUAAUGAGUGAAAUAAGGAGAGUUUCAUUUCAACAACUGAGAUGACAAAUCCAUUUUCUCACACACAGGAAAUGGAUAUGUGUGCUUGUGUGUGCGCGCUGGUGUGUGGUGUGUGUGAGUGUGGGUGGGUGUGUACAUGUAAUAGAAAUGUAAACUGAAUAAUUUAUUAUUGAUCUUUUUGAAGUUUGAGUUAUUUAUAUAAUUUUUAUUAUUCAGGAUGCUGUAUGCAUGUUUGUGUGCGUGGGUGUGUGUGUGUGCGUGUGUGUGUGUGUGUGUGCAUGUGCUUUGUGAGAGAGUGCAGAUCAGAAAUUUAAGAGCAAAUCAACUUAUCCAAAUACUGUUGAUACGGUUUAUAUGGCAACAAUGAAUUUUGCUGAAGUUGUAUACAUGAAGUGAAAAGUGAAAAUGUGAAUGAUGAUGUCCCAGGAGACUGAUGUUCAUAUAAACCUGUUUAGUUCUCCACUUCAUGGUGGCUUUUUCUUCUUGUUUUCUGCCUUGUCAUAUUAGACAUUUCUGUCAGAUUUAUGGCUCACCUAUUUUGUCUCCAUCUGUUUUUGGCUCAGAAAUGUAGCUUUUUAUUUGCAUCCAUUUUUUCCACUCUGUGUGCAAAUGGAGUUAAAACAUAGAGCACAAUUCUCUCUCUUCACUUUAUUACAGAUUCUGGAUCAACCGAACUUCCACAUGCAUAAAUAUUAAAGUGAAUCUUUGAAUAUUUGGAUAGGCUUUACUUGUGAUGUGAUUAUGGAGGCACAUUUCUGCUAUGAAACUCCGAAUUGAUUUUUCCUGAACUUUUUUAUUUGCUCCUGUUUAUUUCUUUGUUUAUUUCUCUCCCGCUCCAUCGGUGGGACAGACGCUUCCUCUGUGGAGUUAAGAAACAAUCUUUCCCAACUGACAUCGGUGACUUGAAAUCUAUUGCAGUAAAUGUUAACUAAACAUCUGCGACUUGUACUGAUAUCAUUAACUUCUAAUGUUUAAUGGAAGGGAAACACAUUCAACAUGCUUAGGAUUCUCUCCCCACAAAACUCAGUCAACAAGCUCCUUGUUAAUAAAAAUUGUUCAGUCUCACUAUCAGGCCUUUUUCUAACCUCCAAAUCUGUUUUUACUCAGUCAAGUCCAGUGAAGACGCAGGGGGACGAUGAUGACUGUAACACUCCUGAUCCCAUGACAAGGUUCCUAGUGGGAACAGGCUUUAAGAGAAAUGCACCAAGUCCAGAAAACAGCAGGUGGUUUUUAUACCUAGCUAGUUCUAGUCAAGUUGGGGCUGCGGCUGCUGCCCAUCACCUGUAGUCAACCAGAAACAUGCAGGAUCUCAGGCCCACACACAGUCAGUUACUUAAAUAAAAAAACCUUUAUUAUAACACAAAUCUUUAUUAUAAUAGCAAAACACAAGGUUCAGUCUGCAUAUGUCUGAAUUAAUUUGCCCUCUGGUCUCAGACUGGACUCAGAUGUUUACCUGGACACUUUUUCAAAGAAGUGCUGAUUGGGAAAGAGAAUUUCUCACGGAGCCACAUGAACUCAUCCUGUCAGUUUUGCCUUCUUGUUUUUACUAGAUGCCAGAUAGAAAUUUUUAUGCAACUUUAAGAGACACAUUACCGCAGUGGAAUCAGCUCAUCCAUGCAUUUGUUUUUUGCAUUAUAUAAAUAAACCAAUAUUAAUAAAAACAUUUCUAGAUUGUGCAAAAAUGUUGCUGUGGAACAGAAUCAGACUACAUAGCAACAGCAGUGAACAUUCACAUGCAGUCUGAAUAUGAAGCUACUUAAGAUUAAUUAUAUAAAUGAAGUGAAUCGUCAUGUGGGCAGAAUGAGAGUGCAGGCCUGCUGAUCCUUUUACAUUUUAAUGCCAGGAGGAGAAACCUGAGUCCAGAGCAGCCAAACUGCUCACAGAUUGUUUGCUACAUAUACUAAAAACCUAUCUGUGACAUUUGUUAAUCAGAGGCUGUAAUCAACUCUUGUAAACACUGGUCUAACUCGUUAUAAACCUAAAUUCACCACUUUUAUUCUUUUUCUUUUCCUCAGGGUGAAAUUCAGGUUUAGAAUCUCUGAAUCCACCAAGAAAAGCAAUAAUGUUGUUUAUUACAUCAUGGUCUGCAGGUUAACACUUUACAUCUGUACAUAAACUUUGAUGGGAAUGUUUUAAAAUGAGGCUUUUUGUUCUGUUUUUUAUGUCCGUUGCUUCAAGAUGGAUGUCGUUGUUUUUUCCUCCUUAUUUUUAUGGCUUGUAAAUCCCUCUGUGUAUAUCCUCCUUUUUGUAAAGAAAAGAUUUUAGCAGCGUCUCUGCUGCUGACAACAUGAAGGUGGACUCUGUGAUGUGUUCCUCCGUCAGUCUCUGAAGUCAACUCAUAUUCAAUAAGAAGCCCAGCUGCUGGUUACAGUGUGUAGAACAUUUGGGAACAUUUGUAGUUACAUGCUUAAGUAUGAAGAAUUCAACAUGUUAUAAUACUGAAUCAAAUCAAAUUGACAUUAUUCAAAUGUUUCAUAUCAUUAAACAGUGUUUAAUACCCGACAAAGAUUGUUGGAGUAAACCCAAAAGUUUGUCUUCAGACGGUUUCACUAAGGGGAAAAAGCAGGGCUGCACCGAUUUCUAUUUUCUGAUCGAUCGCCGAUUACCAAUCUUUAAAAAGCUUGACUUGCUGAUUCUGGCUGAUUGGCCAAUGCCAAUUUUUUGUCUGAAGUUUUGCCAAAUAUUGCAAGAAAGUCACUGAGUUGGCAACAGUGGACAACUCUGUCAGUCUGACUCACAGCAGAGCAACAGAGGACUGUGGCAGAUUUUUAGACCUUUGCUGAGGAAGAUAAGAUCAUUUGAUAAGAUCAGCUUCACAUGCAAGUACCGACCAAUCAUCAAUCUCCCAAAACUAAGAAAAUCGGUGCCGAUAAAUCGGUGCACUUGACAAAUAAACGAUCCGAACCAGCCUGGCCCUCCAGGAAAUGAGGAUUAUGCUCUUAUAAAGUCAUUAAGUAACUGAUUAACUUCAUUUUUUUCUGUGUUUAAAAGUCAAAGCUUGUAUUAGCUUGUGGGAAAAAUUCAUUAAAACCUCAAGUUGCAAAUGUGGUUUUAAUAAGUUAAAUGAACACAAAAAAGCACAAGUGAGCUAGAGAUCACUUCUGUCAGGAGCGGCACGUCCAGGGCUGGACUGGACCGAGAAGCAGCUCCGCAUCCCAAUGAUACACAACAAACCAGAGGAGAUGAUGUACACACUGUGUUGUUUCAAAAAUUAAAAUGAAGAGCAGCAUCAUAGAUGGAAGAAAGUAACCAUUUUAAAAAAUGGAUACAUUCUUUCAUGACUCCAUUUUAUCAUCUUAUUUUUCUCCCUCUCUCUCACACACAGUAUAUUUUUCUAUAUUCACAAGAACUUUGUUUUGAUCUCCAUUCAUUUUUUUAUUCAUUUCGGCAGCCUAACUCUAAGCUGAACUCAGUUCACAUCUUAGUCCUAAAUUUACCCCAACAGAAAACAGCACUGCUCCUUAUGGGGCCCAAAGGUCCCAUAAGCAGGAGUCACAAUAUUGCAUUUAUUUUGGAAAAAAUUGACCUUACAAUGUGUCAAAUACCAUACAUUACACACACACUGAGUGACUUUGAGUAAUUACAGUAGAUACAUGGAGAUAGAUGUUGAAAAGGAUGUACUAUCCAGCCACAGCGAAGUGGUUCACAGAUAGUUCAGUGUUCCAACCACUGCAGCUUUUUUUUUUGUUUUAUUCCAAUAUAAAGAGGAAAACGUACAGCAGAAAUAUCACAUUAUUUUUGGAAAAAGGUUAUAUUUGUCUGAUUUCUGUAGAUCACAAAAAGCAGGUAUGGCAUUUAGCUACCAUUUCAAAACAUCAUCAUUCAUUAGGAGCGUAACUGUCGUACUAUACUUGACAAGUAUGGCUACUUGUCACAGUCAUUUGAGUAGAAUUUAGACACUGAUAUUGAAAUAUUAGUCAUCUGUUGUAGAACCACAUGGUUCCUUUAAAGAGAAGUAUAAAUGAUCAAUUCAUCUUGAUUUGCUGGAAUGUGAGCAAAUCUUUCUUUGGAGUUCCAACUGAAACCUUCCAACCAGCACAGUACAGUCACUAUCUGUUGUUGAUUAGUCAUUGGAGACAGAGCUGUAAAAACUAAAUCCUAAACGCACAUUUUAUUGUGUGUCUUCGCCAUGUGGAGGAAGAAUCUCUGAAAAUGUAUUCAUUGGUCAUUUUUUAAAAUUUGCCACGUCUUUUUUUCUUGUUUUAUUUAAUUUAUUUUUUUAAGUUUUGAAUGAUUUUCACAGCUUCCCGCUGGUGAACAGUGAAUAAUCACAGUAAGUGUUGAACUUUACAUCAGACGUAAAGUGGAAGCCUGUAUUUGACAGUAAAAACUGAUCCGCUAACAGCAGACAGAUCUGCUGCUAGAACUCAGGAGGAACAGUUGAGUUCAGGUUGUUAGUUCUAAUUUUAGCAGCUUGACCUUUUCUAGCACUGACACAAACAAAGGUGCCUCAUCUACAACCAGUACCGGUCACACAGUGGACACAGAGCCGCAGCCUCCCCCGUCUUUCACACACACUUACACAAACACAGAAGCAUCACUUGUUAUGGGAAGGCUUCCUGCCAUCUUGCAUCUCAUCCUUGGAACCCGGUUCUGUCUCACCACACGCACGCUAACUGGGAAACGGCAUGUGAACUUUGCCCCGGGUCAGUGUUUGAAUGCGAAGAUCCCUGUCGCCACAGAUGUAAUGAGGCGAGAGACAUUCGCAGAGCUCCAUUAUCACUGGACUGGAGUCGCCAUGCCAGGAUACACACACACACACACCCACACACAUUGAGAAAUCUUGCUUCUGAAGUUUGCUGUGAACUUUCACCUCUACUGUCUUGCUACAGAUUCUUAUAUACACACAGUCAUAUUCCAUCAGUUAGAAUUUUGUGAUGAGACUUGAAAAGUAUCUUUCAAAUUGAGCCUUAAAUCAUUAAGUUCAAAUUUCUGUAUUAAAAUGAUUUUUAUGUUUCUGAUGUAAACUUCUAAUCUUCAAAAUCAUGUUUCAGAAUCAUCAUCAGAAUCAGGCUCCAUCAGGCUUGAAAGCAUCAGUUUGUAUUUAAAUCAUCUCGGCUGUGUUUGACUGAGUGAUGGAGGGACUGAGAUAAAUGAACUUUUCAAUCAAGAAUAAUUCAACAAUAUCAAGAGUUUGUGUGUGUUCUUCUACGGAAGCCACCAGUCAGCUGAUUUCAGAAGGUUCAUCAAGAAUCUGUGUCUUCUGAAAGAAGUUCAAAAUAAAGCAGAUUUUUUUUUCAUAUUUGUCAUGAAAAUGUUGGAUUUAAAUCA